GAAAGUGAAGUAAAGAAAAUUUUGACGCAAGAUAAUUUGGAAUUAUGACUUUCUCCCAUGCCAUGACAGAAGUUUCGGAAUGUAUGCCAAGUGUUUAUUGCAAGAAGGAAACGCUAAUUAUUAAUUGCAUUUUUUCAAGUUCUUUAAUUCACAAUUAAAAAUAUUGAAAUUUUAUGUUUUGUUGGAACUGUUGCUAGCUCGACAAGGAAAUUGGAAAAGUCUUGGAAAUAGAAUAAUUCUGUUUCCAGAUUUAUUGAUCAUGAAACUUAAAGAGUGGUUUUCGUGAAGGAUGAUUUUUCCGUUGUAUUUUGUUUUUAUUUAUGCAAGUACACAGGCCUAUGCUUCUGACACUCACAGUAAAUGCAUCUAUGAGCAAGAGGGGGAAAUCACAAGGCAUUUUUAUGUUGAUGAAUAUGAUUUACCACUAAGGAUUGAAGUCAGCAGUCGGACAUCGCAUCAGUUAGUGUCACAUAUCUUGCGAAUUCUUUUAAAUGAAGUUGUUGGGUACCCACAUGUCUAUCUUUUUACUCAUGAUGAAGCGGCAGGCAAUGCGACAAGUACUUUGCAAAAAAUAUCAUCAUGUUAUGCUCCUAACAAUUGCUCUGACGUUGACGUAUAUGGACCAGAGAUUAUGAUAAAUGUAGAAGUCUGGCUAGUUCCUGGUUUUAACUUGGAGGGAUGGAUUAGCACCGGACAGGUUGAUGUAUUGGGCCCUCUUGGACCAGUUGGAAGGUCUGGCUGGUAUAUUCCCGAAUACAUCGUAAAAUACUUUUGGGAAUCGAAUAAUACCGUUAUUGAUCACUGGAGAGCUUUCACAUUACCUGAAAUUGUUAAAUACUUUGAGCUCUCUAAAGAUGAAUUAAAUGAACUUAUGGGAGGAAAUCGCUAUUGUUCGCUCAAAGAAUGUGGCCGUGAUGGUAUCUAUAGGCCUAAGCAAUGUCUGCAACCCGGGAUACAGUGUGCUACACUUCUAGCUGACUUUCCAGCUUCCAACAUCGAACUUCUGAAAAAAGAAAUAACAGAUUUAGGUCUUCUGGUUAACGUUGCAUGGAUUGGUGAACAGUUGAAAAAAGUUAUUGAAACCCGAACUACAGCUAGGAAAUAUACUUUAUUUUUUCACAGAAUGCCAAUGGCAUUGAGCAGCAUAGAAACAUUUACCCACGUUUCAUUUCCCAACUGCGAAGAUAGCGAUUACACGUCCUGCGAUUUUGAAAUUAACCAGCUGGAAAAGAUAGUAUGGUCCAAGAUCAGAACAAAUGCUCCGCAUGCCUAUCAUGUUCUAAAGGCUCUGUCAUUUGAUCAAACUGCCUAUAUGAAGCUAUUAGAACGUUACAUGGUGGGUCGAAGUCGUGGUUUUAGUAUACAGGAUAUAGCUUGCGCUUGGAUGAGACAAAGUAUUUAUAUCUGGGACAAAUGGAUUCCUGAUGACAAUAGAAACAAAGCCAAACUUUACAUUGGAGGAAUUUUUCCAAUGACCGGAAUCUACUAUCAACAGAGCGGGGUUAUAACAGCUGCUGAGAUGGCUGCUAGAGCAGUAAAUGAGAACGAGACCAUAUUGGCAAACUAUAAUUUGACUAUAUUAGUACAGGAUGGACAUUGUGCAGCUGACGAAGUCAUGAAAAGUUUUAUCAACUAUGUUACAAAUGUUACUUAUCACACGAUGGUUGGAAUUUUAGGUCCUGCUUGUUCAGACACUGUGGAGCCAAUAGCUGGCGUUGCAAAACAUUUCAAUACAAUUAUAUUAAGUUACAGCGCUGAAGGUGCCCUAUUCAGUAAUCGGGAGAAAUAUCCAUAUUUUUUUCGAACAAUUCCAGAAAAUAACCAAUUUAGGUACGUGUACUUAAAAUUAUUUCAAAAACUAGGAUACACUCGAGUAGCGGCGUUGACUGAAGAUGGCCAAAAAUAUCCAGAAUAUCUAUCUUAUCUACAAGAUUCAAUGCAAAAUCAUGGAAUGACAUUUUUAGUGAAUCGAAAAUUUCCUAGAGACAGAGAAACUCUAGAUAUGACACCGUAUUUACAAGAUUUGAAGGAUAAAGGGGCCAAAAUAAUAAUUGGGGAUUUCUUUGAUUAUGCUGCUAGAGCUGUUAUGUGCGCUGCUUUUAAACUGGGUAUGACAGCAGCUAAUGGGUAUGUAUGGUUCCUUCCACGGUGGUUCAAUUCGAAUUGGUAUGACACAGAUAAUUUUCAUUCUGAAGUUCCAGACGGCUUUGAGAUGGUUGGAUGUACCACCAAAGAAAUGGUCGCAGCAAUAAAUGGCCAUAUGAGUCUUUCUUACAAAUAUUUUGGGGACCCAGACCAAAAGAUGCAGGAAGGACGGAAUGUUGGGGAUUGGUUGCAAAAGUACGAUGUAGUUUCAAAGCAAGAGGGUAGAGAAAGAAGUUUUUAUGGUGGAUAUGCUUAUGACGCUGUCUGGGUCUAUGCUUUGGCCUUGGAUGUUUUAUUUAAGGAAAAUAAUUCUCAUGUUGCAACUCUUCACACCGCCAAGACUUCAAGACGCCUUGUAGAAAUUCUAAAUGAAACAAGUUUCGAUGGUGUAAGUGGACCACUUCAUUUUAUGGGCUCAAGUCGAGUCUCUGAUGUAAUUAUUACUCAAUGGGUAAAUCAUACAGUGCGGGAAAUUGGAGUAUAUCGCCCAACUUCUCCGAGCAAUGGGAUAUUGGAACUUAACGAAUCAGAGAUACGGUGGCAAACGGAUGAUGGUCGUAAACCUGAAGAUGGAUCCAAACAAUAUUCCAACUGUUCUGUAGAAGGUCUAAGAAAAUUGCUGAAUGUUACUUGUGACGUAGCGGUAGUAGUUGCAAAUUUUAUAGGACUGGCACUUUUCGCUGUAGUUGUGAUGGCUGGAAUAAUUUUCUACAAGCGUCGUUACGAAAAAAGGAUGAAAAUUACGGAGGCAAGAAUGAAAGAAUUGGGCCUGAUGGCCAACAGCGGACCUUUCGCCCUCGACGAAUGGGAAAUGCCGAGAGAUCACAUUGUAAUCAACCGGAAAUUAGGUGAAGGAGCUUUUGGCACUGUUUAUGGCGGAGAGGCUCACAUCAAAGACAAAGGAUGGAUUGCUGUGGCCGUAAAGACUUUAAAAAAUGGCGCCAAACCAGAAGAAAAGUUAGAUUUUCUUAGUGAAGCUGAAGUCAUGAAACAAUUUGAUCACGUAAAUAUAGUCAAAUUAGUUGGUGUUUGUACAAUGGGCGAGCCAGUUUAUACUGUGAUGGAAUUUAUGCUCUAUGGUGAUUUGAAAACAUAUCUUUUGAGUCGUCGCAGCAUAGCGGCUCAAAAGGAUCGAAUGAACAAUGACGAAGUAUCGGAUAAAAGAUUAACUAACAUGGCAAUGGAUAUUGCUCGAGGUCUGAGCUACUUGGCAGACAAGAAAUUCGUCCAUAGGGAUCUUGCCUGCAGAAAUUGCUUGGUUAACAUUUCAAGGUCAGUCAAAAUCGCUGAUUUUGGGAUGUGUAGAGCCAUGUACGAUUCUGAUUACUAUCGAUACAAUAAGAAAGGAAUGCUACCUGUCCGAUGGAUGGCCCCCGAAAGUCUUAUUGAUGGUCUUUUCACUCCGCCGUCUGAUGUAUGGAGUUAUGGCGUCGUAUUGUAUGAAAUCAUUACCUUUGCCAGUGUUCCUUACCAAGGUUUAUCUAACAGUCAAGUUCUUGAGCACAUAAAGAAUUUUAAUACUUUACCGAUUCCAAAGGGAUCAAAGCCUGAACUAACUGCACUGCUACAAAAGUGCUGGGCGAGAUGUCCUCAAGAUAGGCCUCAAGCAGUCGAGAUAGUUGAAAUAUUAGCGCAAAAUCCGGAGUUAAUAUCUCCUUGUCUUGAUGUCCCUACAUCUAGCGUUGAAGUUAUGGAUACAGGAACUUUAGAACUUCCAAUGCAAGAUCGUACCAGAGGACAGUCUUUAUCGUCAAUUUGGCAGAGCCGUAGAAACAUGGCUUCGUUGGAUCUGACUGAUGCUGAUCUCGAUUCACAUCAAAUUUCAAUGAACAGCCAUGAAAAUUUGAUUUUAAAACAUGGGUUUAAAUUCAAUAAGAAAACGCUGCAUGAAAGUUUUAGAAGAAUUAAAAGAGAAUUCAAUAAAGAAAAGAAAGAAUCUUCAGAUUUUUUCCCAGAGAUCACGUAUCUUUAAACCUUUAUUCUUACGAAAACCAAUGCGUUUUAAUAACAGAAAAGGGAGUGAGGAAAUUUGCGAGAGGAAAAAAAGUACUUUGGUUUUUCAUGAUGUAAAUAGCAAUAUUUGCUGUGUUAUGUGUUUUUGAUUGUCUUAUAUUUGCGCUCUUGUUUUAUUUGCAAUUCAGUUUCUCUGAAAGGAAAUGUGCUCUGCUUCAUGUAACAUUUUGAUAUGGUUCUAGAAAAGAUUUAAAAAUCGAAAUUUUCAUCAUAAAAUUGUCAAAGCUAUUUUUUGUAAAUAAGUAGCCUUAAAUUUUGUUUCCUCUAUCUGUAUGUGGCAAUAACCUAUUUAGUAGAAGAAAAAAAUAAGUGAAAAAAGAUUAAACAUAAGUUUUUUUUAAUACAAAUUUAGUCUUAGUUUAUAUAUUUUUGUUCAAAUUUGUUAUUUUCAUUUUUUUUCUUGUUGCAUGAAGCAGUGAACAUGGACUGCCUGCUUAAGUUGGAUUUUCUUUUAAUGCUAAAGUUAUUUAUUUCUGUAUAUUUUGUAAAGUAUCUCACUUUAUGAUGCGAUCUUAGAUUUAACAAAUUUUCUGCAAACCUAUAAGAUUUUUUUUGGUGUGUGUGUAAUCUUCAUACUCGCAAAACAAGACGAAAAAGUGUUCUAAUUUUACCAAUAAUUGAGAAGCUCUAUGAGAGAAAAAAAUAACUUUUUCAAAUAGCGUAGAGUGUAUCAAUGCACUUUUGUAUAAGGUUAACAUUUAGAAACCACUGAUUUGCAAAAAAAUUUUCCCAUCAUUUUUGAAUUUUGUAAAAAGUCAAUGAUUUUGUAUUUCACUUGUAUUGCAUGAUAACAAUAUUUUACCAUUUCACAAAAUAAUUAUCCUCUAGAGUGAUCCUCAUUGUAAAUCCCAUUUUAAUUCUUAUGAUCAUUUUUGUAGAUUAAUGAGUAAUUGAUCUCAUUAAAAUUAAUUCUGUUUUAAAAUACUCCCAAGUAAAUAUUUGGACUUUUUAAAUUUCUCUGUAAAUCAUAAUUUUAGUAAUUUGAAAACUGUAAGGUUCACGAUGGUACAUAAGUUCUUUUUUCGAAAGAAAUCUACAGUUAUUUUAGAAAAUAUAUUGCUAGAACCAUUCUAUAAUUUUUUUUUCGAUAUAAUUAUUCGCAAUAAGCUUUGAAAAAAAUCUAAAAUACUUUAGUCGCUAAAAUAAAGAUUAUAAUUACUGAUUUAAUGCAAUUGAAUUGCUGGAGUAAAAAAAAAAUUGCUUAACUUCAGAAAAUAUACAUAAAUACGUUUCCUUUCCUUCAAUUUGUCUGCUGUAAAAAUGUACCAGUUAGUCUAGUUACUUCCUCUCUAAACAUUUUCCUGUUAAAAAAUUACACGCUUUUGUACUAAUUUACUAAACGAAUUAAUGACUAAAUUGUUUUCAUUAACCAAAUUUGCAUGAAAUAUUUAGAGUUUUUAGUUUCGUGGUUUUGUAAUUUUGAUAACUGGUUUUCUAAUAAAAGUUGGCUUGUGUAUUGCAAAUUAGUUAUUGAGAAUUGUUAAAUGUUUUAUAGGACGUAUUCUUUGUUAUGUUCCCUGACUACAGAAUAAUUCUAUUCUUGUAGUAUGUUAACUUUUGAUGCAAGAUUUUAUGGUUGUUAUUCAUGUUUAAAUCUGUAAGAAUAUAAUUGUUGUAGACUCAUGAUGUGAAUGAAUUCGGUAAUUUUAAUAACUUAUGAUAUAAAUACAAGUGACUUUUGUAACAUUUAUUUUUUAUUGUUUGCUGUACAAUUAAAAUUUAAUUUCAGCUUUAAGAAUUAAAGCUAUGCUUUUUAAUUUAUUUGCGAGUUAACUGUUAACUAAUUUUAGUGUUUCGAUCACACACUACUUUUUCGUGUUUUAAAAAUUGGUUUAUAUUUUAUGGUGUAUAAUAAAGAUAUGCGUUAAAAAUUAUUUAUACUUUCUAAUUUCGUUUUAUUUUUUUAAAUUUUUGUACUUAUCAGUUUACACAAUAUAGCCUCUUUUAUUUGGUUUGUUAAAUCGUGUUAAAAAAACUUUUAAGUUCUGUAUGUAAGAAAGUUGUUUAGUAUUCUUUAUAAAUAUUACU
Argiope bruennichi is the source of this 6186-nucleotide messenger RNA. Its product is annotated as atrial natriuretic peptide receptor 2-like. Gene Ontology annotation, cellular component: signaling receptor complex. The transcript has 19 exons. Gene Ontology annotation, biological process: multicellular organism development; protein phosphorylation; cell surface receptor protein tyrosine kinase signaling pathway. Bases 290 to 4117 code for a protein of 1275 amino acids. Gene Ontology annotation, molecular function: ATP binding; transmembrane receptor protein tyrosine kinase activity. The record is from RefSeq and is a predicted model, not a curated record. Lineage: Eukaryota; Metazoa; Arthropoda; Arachnida; Araneae; Araneidae.